AUGGGCGUGUUAAGCAAAUUUCUAGUUGGUACAGUUGGAUUACGAAUCAACAAAGCGACGUGCUAUGAGAUGGUGCAUACGUGGAAUCCCGAUUGUUGUGGAGCUGUCGUCGAUUCAUUGUGGGAUGGAUGGUUAUUCUCCUUCAAAACCUAUUUCAUCUUCUACAGUUUGACUAACAUCUUUGCGGCAAAAGAUGUACGACAAGUUCAUUGGCGCAAAAUAUUAGCUGGCUCUGUUCGAUCUUCUUUUUUUUUAACAACUAAUUUAAUUAUUUUUCUUUGGCUGAAUUGUCAAUUAAGGAAAAUAUUGGGAUUCUUCACCGUUCCAACACUUGGUUUUAUGAAUGGGAUGAUUUCUGCACUACUUGCGAUUUUCAUCGAAAAUCGAAGGAGAAGGCCACUGCUAGCUUUGUAUCUAACAAACUUGGCAUCAGAAACAGCUUACCAUCAGCUGGUUAAUCACGGUUACCUGAAGUAUAUACCAAACGGUGCAGUAAUUAUAUUCGGAAUUGGGCUUGCAGGAUUGCUUCAUUUAUAUUGUAAGGAUAAACUUCACAACAAUUUAAGGAAAUCUAUCGAAUAUGUUUUAUUGAUGAAUGAAACGAAAGAAUUAUUUCCGUAUAAAAUGAUUCAGAGGGUGUAUUCUCCAAUCGGAGCUGUUCUGCUAACGCUACGACAAAGGUAUGCAAAACAUCCAUUAUGCCGGCACCAACAUUCAUGCAUUAGCAGAUUUGCUGAGGUGUUUUUCACCAAUUUUUCUCAAGCCCUAAUCUGGAGUGUCUGUAUGGUGAUUUUGAAAAUUGGAAAAGAAAUGGUGCAUCAGCCAGCUGCAUCUAUUAGACGUAUUCUAAGUUUCCAAACUCUACGUCUACCACUAUUUUAUGGAUUUCUCGCAUUACUGUUUCAAAUUUCACGAUGCGGCUACAGCUGGUGUACAAAUGAGGCUUCUCCGUUAUAUCUUUGUGGUGCAGUAGGUGGUUUAUCAUUAUUUUUCUACCCAAAUAUUUCAAUUGCCAUGUAUGUCUUUUGGAAAUUUAUAGAGGGGCUUUUCUUUUCAUACUGUAAAAACCUGGUGAUACCUUAUGGAGAUGUAUUCCUUUACGCGCUUUCGACGGGUUAUGUUGCAUGGAAUGCAGUAAUCGAACCUCAAACGCUUAGGGAUGGCUACUGGAAAUUUCUUGUUGGGCUUACAGGAAAUAAAAUUGAGCUACUAAAUAGGCGCUUGUUUGAUAUUUUUGGUUAUAAUUCCUCGAAGAAGUUUCCUCAUUUUGUACCCAAGCUGGAUCCAAGGUUCACAUCACUGAAUUGA
Messenger RNA from Cercopithifilaria johnstoni, 1308 nucleotides. NCBI's taxonomy places the organism in Eukaryota, Metazoa, Nematoda, Chromadorea, Rhabditida, Onchocercidae. The record is from the annotation of a GenBank genome assembly.